AUGAGUGGUUGCUUCUUCCCUCUUCCAGUGAGAGGAUCCGAGGGGCUUUACAUGGUGAAUGGGCCGCCUAGUUUCACCGAGAGCACAGCGUUUCAAAGGGACUCUGGAAAAAAUUGCAAAGCUGUUGCUUUUAGCAAGGACGGUUCCCUCUUUGCCUGGUGCAACGGAGAAAAAGUAAAUAUUGUUAAUGUCACCAGUGCUGAGUUACUGCGUUCCUUUGACCUUCCAAAGGCAGUUUGCCUUGAAUUCUCGCCAAAGAACAACGUCCUGGCCACCUGGCAGGCCUAUACAACUGCUAAAGACGGCACAGCGGGGGUGCCCAACCUACAGCUUCAUGAGGUGAAAACUGGAAAAUGUUUAAAAUCGUUCAUCCAGAAAAAGAUGCAGAACUGGUGUCCUUGCUGGGCAGAGGAUGAGAGCAUUUGUGCCCGGAAUGUAAACAAUGAAGUGCACUUCUUUGAAAACAACAACUUCAAUACUAUUGCAAAUAAACUGCAUUUGCAAAAGGUUAACGAUUUCGUGCUAUCUCCAGGAGCACAGCCGACCAAGGUGGCUGUGUACGUCCCGGGCAGCAAAGGAGCGCCGUCGUUCGUUCGGCUCUAUCAGUAUCCCAACUUCGGUGGCCCUCAGUCUGCACUAGCCAAUAAGAGUUUCUUUAAAGCUGACAAGGUGACAAUGCUGUGGAACAAAAAAGCCACUGCUGUGCUCGUGAUAGCGAGUACAGAGGUUGAUAAAACAGGUGCUUCCUACUACGGAGAGCAAACCCUGCACUACAUCGCCACAAACGGGGAAAGCGCCGUCGUCCAACUGCCAAAAAACGGCCCUAUUUACGAUGUUGUUUGGAGCCCAAAUUCUGUUGAGUUCUGUGCUGUGUAUGGGUUUAUGCCUGCCAAAGCGACAGUUUUUAAUCUGAAGUGUGACCCUGUGUUUGAUUUUGGAACCGGUCCUCGCAAUGCUGCCUACUACAGCCCCCACGGACACAUCCUGGUGCUCGCAGGAUUUGGAAACCUCAGGGGACAGAUGGAAGUGUGGGACGUUAAGAACUACAGACUCGUUUCCAAACCAGUAGCCUCGGAUGCCACGUACUUCGCUUGGUGUCCUGACGGGGAGCACAUUGUCACGGCUACGUGUGCUCCCAGGCUGCGCGUCAGCAACGGGUACAAGGUAUGGCACUACACCGGCUCCCUGCUGCACAGCUACGAAGUGCCGUCGAACGAGGAGAUGUGGCAGGUUUCCUGGCAGCCCUUCUUGGACGGAGUGUUCCCGGCGAAAGCAGUGAAGUACCAGGCCGUGCCCAGCGAAUUGCCCAGCGCCGAGCCGAAGCCUGCCCAGGCGUACAGGCCCCCAGCCCUGCGAAACAAACCUGUGACGAGUUCCAAGCUUCAUGAGGAUGAGCCACCUCAGAAUAUGAAACCCCAGUCGGGAAGCGGUGAUAAGCCACUCUCUAAAACAGCUCUCAAAAACCAAAGGAAACACGAAGCAAAGAAAGCUGCUAAACAGGAGGCCAAAGCUGAUGUGAACCAGGAAUCUACACAGUCCUCGGCGCCACAGAACGCACCACGGAGUGCUGUGCCUGCCGUCACGUCGGGAGACCCCGAAGUUGACAAGAAGAUAAAGAAUUUAAAAAAGAAACUAAAGGCAAUUGAGCAGCUGAAGGAACAAGCAGCUGCUGGCAAACAGCUAGAGAAAAAUCAGUUGGAGAAGAUUCAGAAAGAAACUGCUCUCCUUCAGGAACUGGAGGACCUAGAACUGGGUCUGUAAAACUUCACGGAAAUCCAACACGGCGUUAACACAAAGCUAAUGAAAAAUGUAGUUCGUAUUAAUUUGAAUGCAGUAAAACGUUCCAGCACAUGCCCGAGGAUGCAGAAGCCUGCAAUUCGCUGCCCCCCUGC
Molecule: messenger RNA, 1892 nt
Organism: Leptosomus discolor (cuckoo roller)
Lineage: Eukaryota; Metazoa; Chordata; Aves; Leptosomiformes; Leptosomidae
Source: RefSeq, a predicted model, not a curated record